Molecule: messenger RNA, 1214 nt
Organism: Erigeron canadensis
Lineage: Eukaryota; Viridiplantae; Streptophyta; Magnoliopsida; Asterales; Asteraceae
Product: casein kinase 1-like protein HD16
Exons: 6
Coding region: 1-897 (298 amino acids)
Source: RefSeq, a predicted model, not a curated record
AUGCCCGAACAACAAACAGUAUGCUUCACCGACUGCUUGGUCAACAAGAGCACUUUCGUCCGAUGUGGGAGAGGCAGUAUGAGCAGUUUCACCAGCAGCAGUAAACAAGUUGAUGAAGAUGAGCGCCCUGAGAUUCCUACUUUUACCCCUCAUGAGAUAGUGCCUCCCAGCAAAUUAUUUGAUUACUUGGAGAUACCAACGAAAGUUUUACUUCAUUUGCACAGAUAUCACUACAAUGUUGCAGACGCAAGACUUAGUCAGCAUGUAGAGAAAGGGAAUGAAGAUGGAUUAUAUAUAAGCUGUGUGGCAUCAGCUUCAAAUCUUUGGGCCCUAAUAAUGGAUGCAGGAACCGGUUUCUGUGCUCAAGUUUAUGAACUAUCAUCUGUCUUCCUUCACAAGGAUUGGAUAAUGGAACAGUGGGAGAAGAAUUUUUACAUCAGUUCUAUUGCUGGUGCUGCCAACGGAAGCUCUUUAGUUGUUAUGUCUAAAGGAACACCUUACACCCAACAGUCUUAUAAAGUGAGUGAGUCAUUUCCAUUCAAGUGGAUCAGCAAAAAGUGGAAAGAAGGUUUUCAUGUCACUUCUAUGACGACAGCUGGCAGUCGCUGGGGUGUUGUGAUGUCCAGAAACGCUGGAUUCUCUGAACAGGUUGUGGAGCUUGAUUUUCUGUACCCAAGUGAAGGAAUACAUCGUCGAUGGGAGAGUGGAUACAGGAUCACAUCUAUGGCUGCUACACCAGAUCAAGCGGCGUUCAUACUGAGCAUACCCAGGCGCAAGAUGAUGGAUGAGACCCAAGAAACAUUGCGAACAUCUGCCUUUCCAAGCACCCAUGUGAAGGAUAAGUGGUCAAAGAAUCUCUACAUUGCAUCCAUCUGUUAUGGCCGAACAGUCUGCUGAUUGAUGUUGGAAGUGCUCCUUGUUUUGCUGUGAAACUGACGAGAAAGUCACCUGUAUUUUGGGCGAGGUGUUUUUUGUUGUAUGAGCACAUGUGACAAUUGUAAAUCUUCUAGUUAUGAUGCUUACAAUGGGAAGAGAUUUGAUUAUUGAAAGAACAAAGUGAGACAUAGAAGCAAGAUAAAUGCGUGCCAAGCAUGCGUGCUUUAAGUUAUGACGCAUGACUUGGGACAUGUUGUUUCUAGCUAGAUUUGGUUCACAAGUAUUGUACUCUUUUAAGAAUCAUGGAAUGGGGAAAUCAAAAUUGUUCGGGUAUUUUA